CUUUAUUAACAUUUUGCCUCUUUUUCCCCCUUCAUAACCUCCAACUGUUUUCCUGCCUUGUCCUUCCAUUGGCAAUAAAAAAAAAGGGGGGAGGUUAACAAUGAAAGGGAUACCAAAGGUGAUGAAGUUGAGAUCAAAAAAACUCCACAGGAGUCUUUCCAAGUUACGUUGUGGCAGCAGUACUGAUGGUGACAACAAGGAGUCGUGUGGUGCGGCAGCUGUCGUUGAAGAGAUCAAAUGGGAGUUAAGGCCUGGUGGGAUGCUUGUCCAAAGGAGAGACCCCCUUGAACUCCAAGAUACUACUAAUCAUAAAAAGGAAGGAUAUAUUAUGGUUAGAGUCGCUACCGGUUCGCAUUUGCAUGACAUUUCGAUCCAAGCAACUUCAACUUUUGGAGAAAUGAAGAUGGUUUUGUCAAUGGUGACUGGCAUGGAGCCAAAGGAGCAAAGGAUAUUGUUCAAAGGGAAGGAAAGAGAGGAUGUUGAACACCUACACAUGGUUGGAGUUGGAGACAAAGACAAGGUUGUUGUGUUGGAAGAUCCAGCCAUCAAAGAAAGGAAACUCCUCCUCCUUGCUAGUACACCAGAUGCUUCAAAUUAUGCAAUUAGUGUCAAAUAAUGAUCAAGUACGUAGCAAAAAAAUCUCUAAUUUAAUUGUACGUGUUGAAAUACUUUGAAUUAGUGAUCUUGAUGUUAUGUUA
Molecule: messenger RNA, 698 nt
Organism: Erigeron canadensis
Lineage: Eukaryota; Viridiplantae; Streptophyta; Magnoliopsida; Asterales; Asteraceae
Product: BAG family molecular chaperone regulator 2-like
Exons: 2
Coding region: 101-616 (171 amino acids)
Molecular function (GO): protein binding
Source: RefSeq, a predicted model, not a curated record